AUGGCUCGGAUUCCUGACAAGAUAAAGGGCAUCAAUGGAUCAAAAGAAACCCUUAAACUUGCUGUGAGGAUAACUGAUCUUUGGUUUGUCGGAACACCUGACAAGUCUGAACAAGCUGAGAUGAUUAUAGUGGACUCUGAUGGUGAUCAAAUUCAUGUGGUUUGUAAGCGAGACCAACUGAAGUCUUGGAAGUUGGAUUUGAAAGAGAAUUGUACUUAUGUGAUGCACAAUUUUAAAGUCAUCAAGAAUGAUGGUCAAUACAGAGUUUGUGACCACCCAUAUAAAUUGGUAUUCACUGGUGUUACUGUUGUUAGACAAACUGAUUUGGACAAUGUUCCUUUUAAAAAAUACAAUUUCACUCAAUUUGCCAAUAUCAUUGCUGGCCACUUUCAACCUGGCCUGUUGGUUGGAUUGUACCCACCGUCAGUAAGUAAUUCUUUGAAGGCUUCAAAGUUACUUAUUAAUCAACCGGUGGCUGAAAUUCAAGAAUUCAAACACAGGUAUAGACUUGAGGUAAUGGUCAGUCACAAGGAGGAAAGCACCAAAUUUCUUCUCUGGGACCGUGAAUGCACUGACUUAAUUGGGCAAUCAGCUGAUGAAGUGAAUAGAUUCAACCAAAGUUCAGGAAUGAUACGUGACUUAAGUUUGAUUAACAUUAUAAUGGAGUUACUACCUGAUGCUGAGGCAUCUUCUAGGAUCCAUAUUGCACUCCCUGAUUCUAGUGAUCCUCCUCACCAUGAAUCUCAAUCCCUGUCUAGAACAGCAGAUCAUGAUCCACUUCUUCGACUCCCCUUAACACCAACAAAGCGACAGAUAUCCCAAGAAUGUGAUGAUGAAGCAAGAAGCUCUCAGAUUUCACCUGCACAACUUUCAUCUAACAAAUUAGGGAAACAUGUUAAAAUUGAAUGA
Messenger RNA from Glycine soja, 909 nucleotides. RefSeq lists its product as uncharacterized. Lineage: Eukaryota; Viridiplantae; Streptophyta; Magnoliopsida; Fabales; Fabaceae. The record is from RefSeq and is a predicted model, not a curated record. The coding region runs from base 1 to 909 and encodes 302 amino acids. The transcript is spliced from 7 exons.